UCCUUGCUGGCAGCAGUAGAGAAUUUGCAGUGAGAGUGGAGAGGUGUGCAAUUUCGUGGUUGAGAUUAAGGCAAGAUAAACAAAAUGGAGUGGAAACCUAUGGAAAUUAACCCCGAGAUGCUGAACAAAGUUAUGUGCAAACUGGGUGUUGGUGGAAGCUGGUGUUUUGUCGACGUCUUGGGCUUAGAAGACGAAUCUCUCUCCUCGGUGCCAACUCCAUCCUGCGCGGUCCUGCUGUUGUUCCCUCUCACUCAACAGCAUGAAGCCUUCAGAGAAAAGCAGGCCGGAGAGUUAACAGGAAAACAAGAGGAGAACAAGGUUUACUUUGUGAAGCAGACAAUUGUUAAUUCCUGUGGUACAAUUGGACUUAUCCAUGCUGUUGCUAACAACAUGGACAAGCUUGAAUUUGAGAAUGACUCGGCACUGAAGAAGUUCUUUGACGAUACAUAUACCCUGUCUGCAGAUGAGAGAGCAAAGCAUCUUGAGAUAAACCAGGACAUACACACUGCCCAUGACGAAGUAGCAGCAGAAGGACAGUGUCGGGUAGAGGAAGAUAAUGUGAACUUCCACUUUAUUACCUUCACCAAUGUUGAUGGGCAGCUUUAUGAAUUGGAUGGCAGAAUGGAAUUCCCUGUGAAUCAUGGAGCUACAAAAGAUGACUCCUUUAUAAUGGAUGCUGCAAAAAUCUGCAGGCAGUUUACUGAACGUGAGCAAGGAGAAGUUCGCUUUUCUGCUGUGGCCUUGUGCAAAGCUUAGGAGCGACCUUUGAGGAAGACUUCUUUCACUGGAUCUCUAGCACAUGUACUGCACUUAGAUCCUAGUUUACAAGCGCUUUCUGUGUAAUGGUGUUUCCUGCAAAGCUGGGUGUUUUGUUACACUUGAGUUAUUAUAAAAUCUGACUCUCCCCUGACAGUGUGUUCCUGCCAAGUUUUUUUUUGUUUAAGUGUGACAUUCUAAACCAAGACCUUUUUUUGCUUCUGCACCCUCUUCUGCAAAAAAUGCUGCAUUGAGGUUUAUUCUCUGAAUUCAUACAGCUGUUCAGAGGGUGUUUUGGUGUAACUGCUUUUUAUGGGAUCUAGCACUGUUCAUGUGUUCUUGUAGUGCACUGCCACAUGAGGCUCAUUAUCAAGUUUAACUUGUUCCUUUAGACACAAACUUGUACUUUUGUUUAUUGCUAAGCUGUUGGCAAAAUAAAAGAUGGUAAUGAUGACUUGCUGUA
Messenger RNA from Polyodon spathula (Mississippi paddlefish), 1219 nucleotides. Its product is annotated as ubiquitin carboxyl-terminal hydrolase isozyme L1-like. Gene Ontology annotation, biological process: protein deubiquitination; ubiquitin-dependent protein catabolic process. The record is from RefSeq and is a predicted model, not a curated record. Gene Ontology annotation, cellular component: cytoplasm. NCBI's taxonomy places the organism in Eukaryota, Metazoa, Chordata, Actinopteri, Acipenseriformes, Polyodontidae. Bases 85 to 756 code for a protein of 223 amino acids. The transcript is spliced from 9 exons. Gene Ontology annotation, molecular function: cysteine-type deubiquitinase activity.